This is a messenger RNA of Akanthomyces muscarius, 1593 nucleotides long. RefSeq lists its product as uncharacterized. Lineage: Eukaryota; Fungi; Ascomycota; Sordariomycetes; Hypocreales; Cordycipitaceae. Gene Ontology annotation, molecular function: transmembrane transporter activity. The record is from RefSeq and is a predicted model, not a curated record. The transcript is spliced from 4 exons. Gene Ontology annotation, biological process: transmembrane transport. The coding region runs from base 1 to 1593 and encodes 530 amino acids.
AUGUCGCUACCUGCUACGGGCGAUGCGGCCAGCUGGCCACCGGGCACCGUCAGAUUUGAAGAGGAUGACUGCAAAAAAUUAAUCCUUCAUCCCACCCCGACGUCGGAUCCCAACGAUCCCUUGAACUGGUCUACCUCACGCAAGGCAGUGAAUUUUUCGCUCGUGUGCCUGUACACCUUGCUCACUUUUGCUCAGCUCGACGUCGGUUUCACCGCGUGGGACCAGUACACUGAUGAGUUAGGCUUCAGCGAGGACACGCUCAAUGGCUCAGCAGCAGCCAACUAUCUCGGACUUGCGCUGGGCUGUAUCGCCUUCAUUCCCCUUGUCCACAAAAUUGGUCGGCGCCCGGUCUACCUAUUUAGCGCAGUCCUCCAGUUUGUCUCAUGCAUCUGGUCUGCACGUACAAACACUGUGGGAGACUUGUACGGUAGCAAUGUCAUAUCCGGAAUCGGUGGUGCUAUCAGCGAAACAAUUGUUCAGAUCACCAUUGCUGAUUUAUUCUUCAUUCACCAUCAUGCGACUGUCAAUGGUCUGGCGCUGUUGGCGACCUUUACGGGCGCCUAUCUAGGACCGGUAGCCUCCGGCUAUGUCGUAGAGAAUCAAGGGUGGCGGUGGGUAUGGUGGUGGUGCAGCAUUUUAUUCGGCAUAAAUGGGUUACUGGUUCUUUUUCUAUUCGAAGAAACCAAGUACGUACACGUCGAAUGGCUUCCAGGGGCGACCACAGAAAGCCUAGUCGCGAAUACGCUAGAAUCCGAAAGAGAUGCGCCUGAGGCUCAGCUCACAGGGCAUACGGUGCAUACCAAGAUUGAUGCAUCGAUUCCGAUCAAGCCUCUUCGAGCACGAUUCGCAUUUUUGACAAUAACCAAGGGGUCGAUCUUGCAUGACAUAUACGAGCCGAUCAUCAUUCUUAUCACCUUUCCAGCAAUAACAUACACUGCAAUCGCUUACGGGGUGCUGCUCGCCUGGUUUGCCGUUCUCAUCUCCGUUCAAGCGACGUACAUGUUUGACGCGCCCUAUAACUUUUCGGCUAUUGGUAUUGGGUUGAUGAAUAUUGCACCUUUUGUCGCAUCAAUUCCAGGUGUGUGGAUCGGAGGCUAUCUCAACGACAAAUUGAUCGUAUGGCUUGCCCACCGCAAUCAUGGAAUAUAUGAGCCAGAAAUGCGACUGUGGAUGAUUCUACCGCUUGCUAUUAUUGCACCCGCCGGCAUUCUCAUGUUCGGGCUGGGACUCAACUAUGGUGCUCCCUGGCCACUCCUUGCCGUAGGCUUCGGUAUGUACGGAUUCUGUCUCACAACGGGUGGCAUUGUGUCUUUGGCAUAUGCCAUGGACUGUUAUCACGAUGUAAUCGGAAAUGCGCUCGUUGGCGUCACCAUUAUUCGAAACUUGCUUACCGUCGGCAUCUUGUUUGCGCUGACCGCUUGGCUUGAUGGCAUGGGCAUUCAAGACACGCACAUCCUCAUAUCUGUACUGACUGUGAUUGUUCUUGUCGGGCCACUUGGUCUCAUUAUUUGGGGCAAAAAAGCCAGAGUAAAAACGGCCGCGUCAUAUAAGCGCAUGGCGAUGCGGCAGCCAACCCGGCGAAACAAGCACUAG